This is a messenger RNA of Prorocentrum cordatum, 825 nucleotides long. The record is from the annotation of a GenBank genome assembly. NCBI's taxonomy places the organism in Eukaryota, Dinophyceae, Prorocentrales, Prorocentraceae.
AUGCACCAAGACCGCCGCGACGGGGACGCCGCUCUCGAGCGGCCUUACAUGUUCGGGCGCCACGAGCCCCUGGCCCGGGCGCUCGGCGCGGUCGUCCCCGUGCACGAGUUCAUCAGGUCCUGGAGCAACAAGUCCUUCGCCAGGGACGACGCACAGGUGGCAAUCGUUCUGGUAGGCGCAGCAGGGAGCGGGGUUGGGUUCCAUCGGCACGCGGCUGCGAUCCAAGCCACGCUGUAUGGUAGGAAGCGCUGGCUGCUCUACCCGCCGGAUGGGAACCCGCCCGGAGGCAUGAAGGGCGAUUGGCCAGUCUAUGACUGGCUCACAGUCGUGUAUCCCAACCUUUCAGCCGAUCGAGCGCCUCUGGAAUGCAUUCAGGAGCCAGGAGACGUGUUAUACAUACCAGAGGGGUGGUACCACGCCGUGCUCAAUCUGGCGGAUUCCGUAGCAUUGAGUGCUCAACACGACGGCUUCUCGAAUAAGUCGAUGAAGGCCACAAACAAGUUCAGGGAGGCGAAUGACACGAAGCACCGCGUGGGCUACGCGAGGAUGGCUGCGAAGUUGUUGCCUAGCAACAUUGAAUCGAAGAUCGAUCUAUUCGAGGCCCUGAGGGAUGCCGAGAAGGUGGAGGAGGCGUUCGGCAUCAUCAGCGACGUGGCCCAAGCCGAUCCCCUCUUUGUCCAUGGGCAGAAAGCAGUUUUCGAAAUGAUGAGAAAGUUCGGGGCCAAAGACAUUCUGCCUGCGCUGCGGGAGUUCAAGCCACACCUGGAGCGUUGCCCGCGCAAUCUGUUCGCGAACAUGUUGCUGUGGCGGACUUCCACCUGCUGA